UUCCGGUCAAAGCGGAAGUUGUUCAUGACGACCUUGAGUAGCGCUUGCAAGCAUGGCGAAUAAAGAGCCUAGCAGGUUCCUUCAGCACCUGCGAGAUUUGAUGGGACGCAUUUCCUCAGGUUCGAGGGGUGCUGGAAUCGGACUCAAGUUAUUAAUUGGAGCUGGUGCACUUGCAUAUGGAGUAAGAGAAGCCACUUAUACAGUGGAGGGUGGCCAUCGAGCAAUUAUCUUUAACAGAAUUGGAGGGGUCCAGUUAGAUACCGUCCACACUGAGGGCCUCCACUUCAGGAUACCAUGGUUUCAAUAUCCAAUCAUAUAUGAUAUCCGAGCCAGACCAAGAAAAAUAUCAUCUCUAACAGGAAGCAAAGACCUGCAGAUGGUGAACAUUGCGUUGCGUGUGUUGUCACGACCUUUGGCCUCCAACCUCCCCGUCAUGUACCAGCAGCUGGGGCAGGACUAUGAUGAGCGCGUGCUGCCGUCCAUUGUAAAUGAAGUUCUGAAGAGCGUGGUUGCCAAAUUCAACGCCUCCCAACUAAUUACGCAAAGAGCUCAAGUGUCUCUGCUCAUCCGACGGGAGCUCUUUGAACGUGCUAAAGACUUCAACAUUAUUCUGGAUGACGUGGCCAUCACAGAGCUGAGCUUCAGCAAGGAGUACACCGCAGCAGUGGAGGCCAAGCAAGUUGCCCAGCAGGAGGCACAAAGAGCUCAGUUCUUUGUGGAGAAAGCUAAACAAGAACAGAAGCAGAAGAUCAUCCAAGCUGAAGGAGAAGCUCAGGCAGCCAAAAUGUUAGGGGAGGCUGUCACAAAGAACCCUGGAUACCUGAAACUAAGAAGAAUCAGAGCAGCGCAGAACAUCUCCAAAACGGUGGCCGCUUCACAGAACAAGGUGUACCUGAGUGCUGAUAGUUUGGUUAUGAAUCUACAGGAUGACUCUUUUAACAAAUUGUCGCUCGGAAAGAAGUAACUCAUUCAUAAGGCUCACUCAAUCCGUCGUCCAAGGUUCUAAUACAAGUAAGCAUGUGUUCUUUGAGAUGGAAUUUUCUGAUUGGAUCACAAAUGGAGAUGUCAGUCUGGGAAGACUCGUUAAAUAUCUAAUGGUGUCGUUCUGGCUUAUCAGUUAAAUUUGACACCAAAAUCUGCUGAUUACAGAGACACUGAAGAUUUGUGUUAUUCAGCACAAUGAAUAAAGACUCUAAUGUAAAAGAUAA
Messenger RNA from Danio aesculapii, 1208 nucleotides. It is a transcript of the gene phb2b, whose product is annotated as prohibitin 2b. Bases 53 to 964 code for a protein of 303 amino acids. Gene Ontology annotation, biological process: mitochondrion organization. Lineage: Eukaryota; Metazoa; Chordata; Actinopteri; Cypriniformes; Danionidae. The transcript has 10 exons. Gene Ontology annotation, cellular component: mitochondrion; membrane. The record is from RefSeq and is a predicted model, not a curated record.